Messenger RNA from Alosa alosa (allis shad), 1905 nucleotides. RefSeq names its product transmembrane protein 82-like. Lineage: Eukaryota; Metazoa; Chordata; Actinopteri; Clupeiformes; Clupeidae. The transcript has 6 exons. Bases 122 to 1096 code for a protein of 324 amino acids. The record is from RefSeq and is a predicted model, not a curated record.
CUAUGAAAUGGGUGCAUGUCUUUGAAAAGAGUAUUCUGUUUUUUGAUGAAAGGAUCCUUGAUGAUUGAAUCACUUGUCCCACAUAAGAGCUGGACUAAUCACCGUUUGUUAUACUUGAAUCAUGACUUUUGGUGCUGUAAUGGUGUGGCUGCCGAUGGAGGACAAUCCUGUGGUUUCCAUUCUGCAAGGAGUGGUUGGGGCUUGUGGAACAACUCUGAUGUGUAAUCUGUUACGGGUUAGCCUGUUCGUCCGUUGCACAAGAUACACACCAGCAGAUGGCACUUCUGAGAGACCAAAUGGUGAAACAAAGUCGAUUGGUCGCCUAAGCAGUGGAAUCCAAUUCAUUCUCCUCACAGGAGUUCUUUCUCUGGUGGGACCUCGCGUCUCUUCCCUGAUAGUCCUGGAGUUCUGCCUCAGAGCUGUCCUGGCCUCACUCAUUUUUGGACAGGGAACCCUGCAUGAAGUCACCAAGCAGUUCCUGAUCCAGUGCCAGUUCUCGCUGGGCUGUGCGCUCACCUGCACUCUCCAGUACCUCCACGGAGGAGCCCCGCACCGCGGACUCAGCCUCCUGCUGGCCGCCGGCCUCUGCUGGUUCCUGGCCAGGCAGGGUGAGCGCCUGUGGGCUCAUGUAGGGCUGCUAUACCCCAGGCACUACUCUCAGCGUGACUGCGGCGUCUGCCUCACCCUGGUCUCCUCUCGGGACGCUCUGCUACCUAUGCUACGCCGCAGUGUCGUCAUGAUCUUCACUCUAGCCAGUGUGGCUGCCACUGCUGUGGUGAGUCAGCACUUCCUGUUGGGGGCGGAAGACCUGAGGUUUUGGACACCAAUGACCCUGUGCUACAUCUUACUAUUGCUUCGGGUAUUGGAGGACCAGCAGAGCAGCCCAGGCGGCCAGGCGAUGCUGCGGUCGGCAGGGCUCCGCGUGGUGACCCUGUUUGUGUGGCUGCUGAUGGUGGGGAACUUCACCGAUGUGCUCCAGGUGCUGUUCUGCUUCUUGGGGGAGAGUGUGUGCCUGCUUCCCUCUCUGGGCCUCCUGCGUUCCACCGUGCCACCGGAAGAUGACAAGGAUCCUCAUGGCCCACCAUCCUCUGAAUGACAAGAACAGGCUUCCUUUUCUCACACAGCCAACUGUGGCAUGACUAACUGACUGAACCCAUUGCACAAGACCGCUAAACUCCUGUACAUGGUGAUGUGGUCCCAUGUUCAUGCUCUGUAAUGUGGACUCAACCUGUUUUAUCUACAGGCCGUGCAGGCAUAUUAUGUAACUCUUCACUCAUUAACCAGGUGGAAUGGCAUAUGGGUGUGGCACAGGUCCUCGUAGGGCCAAAGCUCUGACAAUGACAAUGACUCAAACUCAUAAAGCAGGGCCUCUCCACUGCCACAGGAAAUCAUUCUUUAAAGACACAGGCUUACAGUCUGUGAUGACAGGAAUAGCAUGGAAUGCCAUGGGUAAAUGGGACUCCAGAAAAGUGGUUCCAGAAAAAAUAUAGCAUAAAACACAAAGGAAGAAAGUUAGAGUUAGAGGACAUUGUUAAGAGAACUGGUCUGUGAACAAAGAGAGAACUGUAUGUCAAGGCCACACUGUUCAGACUGUUCAUAAGAGCAGCCUACUGCACAGUCAGCAGAACCAUCCCAACAGAAGAAGACUCUUGUGCAGUAAUCAACCUCAGCUCCUGGCUGUUUCAAUCAUGAACAAGGAAAUGUGGUAACUAUCUCAGGCUCCCACUAAACUCCAUGGUCGGCAUGAAUGGGGAAACACCAUACAGUGGUCUAAACAUUUUGAACUUCUUGUAAAAUUUCAGGUGUUCACGGGAUUCAAACAUUUAAUAACAAAAGCAUCUACCUCAAUAAACCAUUCACACACUCAAAUAGUGGUUUGGUAGGAUGGUGUGAGUUUGAUUUAGA